This is a messenger RNA of Fusarium fujikuroi IMI 58289, 1428 nucleotides long. RefSeq lists its product as uncharacterized. The coding region runs from base 1 to 1428 and encodes 475 amino acids. The record is from RefSeq and is a predicted model, not a curated record. The transcript has 2 exons. Gene Ontology annotation, molecular function: N-acetyltransferase activity. Lineage: Eukaryota; Fungi; Ascomycota; Sordariomycetes; Hypocreales; Nectriaceae.
AUGCCAGCGAAAACAGAGUUUCUUAGAUACGCGAGUCCCAAUGAGAUGCGGACUAUUGCCCGUGAGGAUGUUGGUUACUAUAAUGCAGUCGUCAUUGGUGCAGUCUAUGACUUUGCCGAUGGGAUCAACGUCAAGUCACCUUCGACCUAUUUCCACGCGUUAAAACGCUGCAUUGAAGAACAUCCCUUCUUCUGCGUUACUGUCGGAGACAGAAACACCGACAAGGGCUUCUAUGAGCGGGUGGCUAGCAUCAAUGUCGAGGAGCACAUCAGCUUUGCUGAGGACAAAAAUGCCGAGGCAGACUCACUGGAAGCCAUUGCAAGAUCUAUGGAAACAGAGAUAGACCGUCCCUUUGUCUCUGGAAUUCCACCGUGGAGGAUCGUGAUUCUUCCUCUCUGCCCCUCUCAAUGCCAUGUUGCAUUCUCUUUCUCUCACACCAUUGGCGAUGGCAUCACUGGGGUUGCUUUUCACAAGACGUUUCUCGCAGGACUGAGGGAAACCCCUGCAACUGAACCAUCAUCGAUCAUUGCUCCAACAGAUAAACCUCUCCCUGAACCAUUCGACACAGCGGAAAGGCUGCCAAUCUCAUGGUCAUUUCUACUGGCACCAGUUCUCGCUGAGUACAUGCCAUACUUUCUCGUCCGAUUAUUUGGCCUACGUGUCUCAGCGUCCUUUGUCGACGAAGGUACAUGGACAGCAGCGCCCAUCUUCUUCAACCCUGAGACAUAUCACAACAAACUCAAAAUCCGGCAGAUCGAGGCAUCGCAGGUAAACAAGGUUGUGCAGCUUGCGCGGACUCAUGAUGCGAGGUUGUCAGGAGUCAUGCACCAGCUCAUCACCCGCGCACUGAGCAAGGCAGUCCAGGACAACAACGUCACCAACGUCACCAACUUCGUGGCGCAAACUGCUAUAAAUAUGCGAAGAUCAAUCGGAAUGUCCAAUGACGUGGCGAGUGAUAUUGUGUCCGGUUCCUACACCAUUCAUCUUCGUAGCGCUGCGACAGGUCCUUUGACCGAACAAGAGUGGGCAUCAGCUGCUGAGGCCACCAAGGAGUUCGCCAUGACUUCUACCAAACUCGAGGAUAACGCCAUUGGUCUGCUUCGAUAUGUCCCGAGUAUGAGGAAAUGGACUCUUGGUAAGAUUGGCAAGAAGCGGGAUUCGUCCUACGAGUUCAGCAAUGUUGGCGUCUUUGAUAGCGACAACGCGAAUAACGACAAGGUCAAGGUAUCGAAAAUGACCUUUGCGCAGCCUGGUCACGUUGGAGGUUGCCCCAUAUGUUUCAAUAUCGCCUCUGUAAAGAAUGGCGAUCUGGUGUACACGGUUACGUGGCAGCCCGGAGCAUUGGGGCUUGGUGAUGAGGCGGCAGAGGAGAGGAUAGUGGAGGAGAUAUGCGACCAAGUGCAGCGUGGCUUUAACGAAAUAGCCUAG